GAAUCAUUUUAACAUAAAAGCUUGAAACGAAAAGACUAGCAGUUGGCUGAAAAACAUUCGAACCGAAGAACCUCCAGUAAAGAGUGGUUGUUGCUUCAGUGCUAAUUCUGACUUCUGUCGACACACAAAACUAGUUGGUUUUUCUUUUUCUAAACUGUUUUGACAAUAUUUUUCGCUGAUUUUUCUUUCGGUUGCACACAAACGCCACUGAAAUUUUUAAUCAACAAAUUUUUGUUUCAAAAUCCAAGUGAAAUUUGUUGUAAAUUUUAUAAAUUCUCUAAAAUCGAAACUAAACCGGUUUCCUUUUAGUUUUGGUGCCACUAAUGAACAGUGCAUAAAUAGACCGACCAAUUAGUUUUCAUUUAGUUACAAAAAAAAAAAACAAGAAAGAAAUUUGAAAAACGCGGCAAUAAAUUUUGCACAGUUUUUUUUUCUGUUCAAUUCUAAAUUCAUUCAUUUCGAAAAAGAAAUACUUGAAGAAAAAAAAAUCAAGAGCCAAAAUGUUGAAAAUACUUGGACUGUGCAUUUCGUGUUUAGUGCUUGGAAUUACCGUUGGACUACCGACCAAGGAUAUUGAUGAAUUAAUUUACCGCCUGGAAGAAUUGAAACAACAAAAUCAUUACGAUGAACCGUACGAUCGCUUCAAUUUUGCGCGGCCGAUAGUGUACAAAGGCAGUAUGCAGCGGGAGAGCAAUAACAAUAUCAACAAUGGUGGCUACAAUGUUGAUGAUGAUGUGGUGCUACGCAAUUUGGAUGGAUUCGAACGCACACUGGCCAAUGCAUAUCAAAUUUACAAUUUGGGCGAUGAAUUAAACCGAAAACGUUUGUAUCUGGAACGUCGAUUGAACAAUUUCAAUGCACACCAUCAUUUGCCACAGCAAGCCGGCGGCCAACCGCCAAAGGAUCAAGUACAAAGUGGAGGCGCAUUCACACAAGAAUCAGCGCUGAAUCAGCAUCAAUUGAAACGUGCCAUCGAUCCAAUCGGCGGUGCAAAUCUGCUCAAACGGGCCGUUGACCGAAUCGGUGGCGGUAACCUUUUGAAACGUAGAUAAAUGCGCUCAAUCAUCACCACCAACAACAAAACAUGCGCUACCUACGGGAGUUCGCAUUUAACCACCGAAUUUCUAAUUAACCAACAAUAACAAAACAACAUCAAACAAAAAUAUACAACAAAAAAGCAUUUUUCUUCUGAUAAUAAGGAAUAAAUUUAUUUUUCGACAUGUUCAGCAAUGAAAACCAAUAACAACAACAAAUUUAUGUACUGAUAAAUUGGAUAUCAAUGUCAGCCGGGACAGCUUGUGGUCGGGUUGGCGAAAAAAAAGAAAAUUUUAUCCGAAUUAUAUCGUUAUUCUUAUGAUGAGUUCCGUUAUAACAUUUUCAUUUUCUGUUCGUUCGUUUCUUCCCAGUAAAUUUAUUGAUCUUGGUGUUUCGGUGUACAUUAGAUUUUGAACAUUUACAUUCAUCUCUCAUCUCCUCUUCCCCCCUCCCCUCUUCCCAAAAACAAAACGGUGUAAUGUCUAUAUAACUAAACGGUUGGCUCAGUGCUGAUUUUCCAUUGUGUAAAACUCUGUCUGUCUUCCUCUUGCUCUCACUCUCAUAUCGAAUUUGGCCUAUUUGCGACGCGCUGGCUUGCGUGGCCCCAGAACAAAUUGACCAAUAAUUUAGAGAAAGAAAAAACUGUAAUUUUCACGACGACCGAAACAUGAGCUGGCUUAUUCGAGUCGGGGUGCAAUGGCUUUUUUGCACGUUUCUCUCUCUCUCUCUUGUUUUUAAAUCUGUAAUUUAAUCGAAGCGCAAAUAUUGUCCAUGGUUUUGAAGAACAAAUGCGAGAAAAAUGAAAUGUAACGACAACGAUUUGGGUCACGCAACACCAGUUCGGAUGCAAACAGGCAAAACAAUAUUGGCUCCACGCUCUCACAAACACAUAUAUAUUAUAUAUUCAUUCUACAGGCAAAUGCGAAGUCAAAUGCGCAUUUCAACGGAAAUACCACAAUGGAAAUUAUAUGUUAUUUUAGAAUAUUUACAUUUUAUUUCAAAGCUAACCAAUUUCAAUUCAAUUGUCAAACAACCAUCAAUUACAAAAAGAAGAAGAAUAAGAAGAAGGAGAAAAAACGUUCCCCGCUUUGGGAAUGAAGGGAAAACAGUGGUCAGACAUAUGCAUUUUAAUUGAUUUUAAACAUAAAAUGGUGACUAAUUAUUAAAAAAAAAUGAAGAAGAAUGAACAAACAAAACACAAAUCUAAUAAAAAUGCAAACCGAUUUUUAUGUUAAGGGAAUCAAUUCCAAGCAACAAGUGGAUUUCAAUCAUCAUUAUUAUAUGUCAUACAAUUUUAAACAAACAAAAUGCAGAAAAUAUAUAUUUAUUUGAAUAUUCCAAUCGAAA
Molecule: messenger RNA, 2382 nt
Organism: Sitodiplosis mosellana (orange wheat blossom midge)
Lineage: Eukaryota; Metazoa; Arthropoda; Insecta; Diptera; Cecidomyiidae
Exons: 4
Coding region: 501-1052 (183 amino acids)
Source: RefSeq, a predicted model, not a curated record